Ipomoea triloba (trilobed morning glory) is the source of this 1078-nucleotide messenger RNA. RefSeq names its product 3-oxoacyl-[acyl-carrier-protein] reductase FabG-like. Gene Ontology annotation, molecular function: oxidoreductase activity. NCBI's taxonomy places the organism in Eukaryota, Viridiplantae, Streptophyta, Magnoliopsida, Solanales, Convolvulaceae. The transcript has 3 exons. The record is from RefSeq and is a predicted model, not a curated record. Bases 12 to 872 code for a protein of 286 amino acids.
CGCAAAGCAAAAUGGAGAGCCGAAUGAAAGUGGCGCGCCAUCUGGAGCCGUGGCGGGACCUUACCGGCAAGGUGGCGAUGGUGACCGGAGCGUCGUCGGGGAUCGGCAGAGAGAUCAGCCUCGACUUGGCCAAGGCCGGCUGCAGAGUCAUCGCCGCCGCGCGCCGUGUCGACCGCCUCAAGUCGCUCUGCGACGAGAUCAAUGGACUCGGUUCCGGCGAGUCGAGCUCCGGUACGCCGCUCCGAGCAGUGGCCAUUGAGCUGGACGUUAGCGCGGAUGGUCCAGCCAUUGAGGCGGCCGUUCAGAGGGCUUGGGACGCGUUUGGCCGGAUCGACGCACUGAUUAACAAUGCCGGCGUUAGAGGUCGAGUACACACUCCAUUGGAUCUAACAGAGGAAGAGUGGAAUGAUCUCACAAAAACAAACCUAACUGGCACAUGGUUGGUCUCCAAAUAUGUUUGCUUGCACAUGUGUAACGCUAAGCUUGGAGGAUCUAUCGUCAACAUCUCUUCCAUUUCUGGGCUUAACCGUGGCCAGUUGCCAGGAGGCCUUGCAUAUACUACUUCAAAGACUGCUGUUAACGCACUCACAAGGGUGAUGGCACUUGAAUUGGGAGCAAAUAAGAUAAGAGUGAACUCCAUCUCGCCAGGGCUCUUCAAAUCCGAGAUAACGCAGGGCCUCAUGCAGAAAGAUUGGCUCAAUAAUGUUGCUCUCAGGACUGUACCUUUGAGAACAUUUGGCACGUCAAAUCCUGCACUCACGGCGCUCGUACGUUACUUAAUUCAUGACUCCUCUGAAUACAUUUCUGGAAAUACUUACAUAGUUGACGCUGGAAAUACUCUGCCUGGUGUGCCUAUCUUCUCCUCUCUUUGAAGCAAUUGUUGGUUGUUGUGAAGAGGUUUAGAUGUUACAAUCUCUUUAAGCUUGUUAGUUCAUGGCUCUAUUCAUCUUGUUAUGCAGAUUAAUAUGUAAUUUUCAAUCGUCCUUUGAUAUUAGGGAUGACCUAAAUUUGAUUUGGAUCGAAUUAUAUAAUGUAAAAUUGAAAUUUAUAUAUAUGGCACUUGUUAGUUUUCUGACUA